AUGAAGAUGAUGAUCAGGAACUUGAAUGUGAAUGUUGAAGUGUUCAAGUGGGACCCCAUGUUAUUGAAACCGGAAGUAGAAGCACUUUCAGUUUCCUCAGGUGGUUUGUUUAUGAUCAACGUUAAUUACCACCAAACCCCAACUAGCGAGCUGUGUGCUGAGAAAACCCUAGUUCAUUUGCUACACAAGUGUCAUCACCAACAGUUGGACAAUCUUCACACUACAAAACAAUAUUUGGAUCCUGAUAAACCAAUCAUUUCUUUGGAUCUCCACCUACUUGUAGAAAAUGUUGAUGAGGUCAGUUCAGACGAUGGAAGUUGUAACGAUGACAUCAAGAUUCGUGAACACAUUUGA
Oldenlandia corymbosa var. corymbosa is the source of this 354-nucleotide messenger RNA. NCBI's taxonomy places the organism in Eukaryota, Viridiplantae, Streptophyta, Magnoliopsida, Gentianales, Rubiaceae. The record is from the annotation of a GenBank genome assembly.